ACUUAGAAGAACAAAAGAAGCUUCCACGGUUUUACACGAAAGCCCUGGAAACAUUUGCCACGUCAAAAUAUUUUGACAAGUGUUUUCAACCGUCAAGAGAAAAAAGUUCAUCCCACAUAUUAAUAUCACCAUCACCGGCGUCUUCUCCACCCAGAUAUUUGAAAUUAGAACUAGUAAAACGAAUGGAAUCCAGAUUAGCAGCCACCGCGAGAGUCAACUUCCGACUACUUUCCGGCGUGUCCCGCCACCAAUCCCUUUGCAGGGGACUCGCCACGGUUCCCCUCCCAACUCGUCGCGUCGCUGACCCUGCCAUUCAUGGGGAAUCCCCUAGCGAGAGCGAUACACUAGUGACAGCAAGGGCUGCAGCCACCGCAGAGAAGAAGGAAACAGAGCACAAGCCCACAAAAGACCUUGACCCAUUGAUGCCCCCAAAACCACCCUACGCACCCUCUCCGAAACUAGAGAGCCCCGCCGUCACGCCACCUAUUGACCCCAUCCCUCAGCAAAAGCGCCGCCACACCACCGUCAAAAACAGGGCAGCGAUCGACAACGUGAGUUGCGCAGCCUUAGACGACGGCCCAUGGCCAGACGACGGAGGAGAAAGCCGCAGACAAUUGAGGACAGAACAAGAGGAGGAUUAUAAGGAGUAUUACGACCACCAUAAGGCGUCGCCGUUAUCGGAGAUUGAGGUCGCGGAUACGAGGAAGCCAAUCACGAGGGCUACGGACGGGACGGCGGAUUCGUACGUGGGGGAGAUAUUAGAUGUGGUUUUGUGGAGGGAGGAGCAACUGGACACGGCCGAAGAGGCGCUGAGGAGGGCUAUGGAGAUUUGGAAACAGUCGGCGACGAGGGGGGAUCCUGAUUCUCCGCACGGUAGAGUCCUCAGGGCUCUCCGUCGUGAGAAUUGGUGAUCAUUGUUACUGCUACUGUUGUGAAAUGGUAAAAUUGAGGCCUCAACUUGAUUUUUUGUUUUGUGUUUAUUAAAAAAAUUGCAUUUUGUAGUUGCACGUCAAACUUUUUUAGAUUGUUGGGUUAAAUUGUUAGUAUUAAUUUUAAAUAAAAAAGUUGGGAUUGGAGUUCAA
Molecule: messenger RNA, 1082 nt
Organism: Rhododendron vialii
Lineage: Eukaryota; Viridiplantae; Streptophyta; Magnoliopsida; Ericales; Ericaceae
Exons: 2
Coding region: 183-911 (242 amino acids)
Source: RefSeq, a predicted model, not a curated record